This is a messenger RNA of Trichoderma gamsii, 384 nucleotides long. RefSeq lists its product as hypothetical. The transcript has 2 exons. Bases 1 to 384 code for a protein of 127 amino acids. Lineage: Eukaryota; Fungi; Ascomycota; Sordariomycetes; Hypocreales; Hypocreaceae. The record is from RefSeq and is a predicted model, not a curated record.
AUGCCCUUGCAGGCCAGCACAGGUCUGAAUCCCGUACGUACAGUCGAAGUCACACUGCGCGGAAUUCCUGUAAGCGCGAGGCAUCACCUGCUGCAGCGUGUAUUAACGCAGACGCCACCAAUGCUGGGGGGUGUCAUGGCGGCACAAGCUUUUACCUGGACGCAACGAUGCAAGGGGCGACAAUAUUGGCCUCACCUACCAAAGGACCGAGAAGCGGCUCGACAGCGCAUUGGCCGAAGCGAACUGCCGCGAAUGCACCUUUUGUCUGAUAUCUUGGACCUCUGUAUGAAGCUCUUGGGCAAACGUGGAACGAGCUACGAGGUCAAUUGGCCUUGCAAAUGGCGAAAAUCGCCUUCUCUCGAGACGGUCGCGCUCUCUAUUUGA